CGGGUUUAAACCACAACAGAAGGGAAAGGAAAUCUUUAGAAAUAUCAAAGCAUCUGGCUAAGGUGGUGUGAGAUGUUUUGUUUUCACAAGGCAGCGCUGUUUCCUUUGGAUGUCAGGUCAUUACACUGAGAAAAAAAAACCAAACAGUAUAGUAUUUACUGAUGUGUUAUGAAGCCAACCACAAUAAUAGAAACAAAAUGGCUUUUUCCAUAUCAAGACGAGACAUUUCAUCACUGCGGAAAUGACAGCGUUGUUGGUGAAAAACACUGACAAGUGAUGCAGGAAGACUGACAAGAGUCUCAUUUGUGCUUUUUUUUUUGAGGUUUAUUAAUUCAGGACCCUGCUAUAUGACUUAAAUCCACAGGGCCUCUAGGUUUGGGGAACAAGUUGGUAAGACCUCAAGGGCAAUCAAUCCUUAUUCCUUAAAGCCUGUGGAUUUAAUAACUGGGCUGGUAGAGAUGAUAGACAGUGCCUGAUUCGCUGUGUUUGGGGUAUAACUCACAUUUCAGCUAAGGCUCAGCAAUCCAAAGGUCAAGGAGACCAAUUUAUUGCUGCAUGGUGCAGGGCCAUCGGAGAUUAGCUGUCACUUGGGGAAUAUAAACAGGUCUAGAGUUGGGGUAGGCAGUCAAAGGCAGCUGAAUGCAGCGUGCCAAAGGCUGGGGGAGCUUAGGAAAAGACUGGUGCCAUUUGCAGCCCACGCCUGGCUCCUAUUUUCUUUUACUGUAGGCAUUUGGUCUCAGCUGUAGCCAGAGGACAUCAGUUAAACAUCGUCUGUACAUUGCCCAUGAGAGCAGGCUGUGCUGGGGAGACCUGAGGUAGGAAGAGUGCAGGUGACUGAAGCCCAGGACAUCAUCCCUUCCUGCAUGCAGUCAUGCUCACAACGUUGGGGUACCUAAACCCCAGAGAGGCCAGACUCUUCCCAGAUGCUGCAGGACGCUGUAGGUUAUGAAAACACAGGGGUCUUUAGUGCUUGUGUUUUCUCUUGGCACAGAUAUGCACCCGUUGGUACAAUUAAGCAGCAGGUGACCCAAAUGAAAUAAAUACUCAGGGCACAAACCCCAUAACGUCAACCCAGGCUUUGAUUCAGCAAACUGCUACCAGGUGGCCUCCAUCUUCAGCCACUGGGUACCAGGUCACCCAAGCAUGGCCACCCAGAUGUUCGAGGGGAGAGGGCACGCAGCUGUCUACCAGAAAUACAGGUUUGCACCAGGUGAAGAGCUGCAGCAAACCAUCCUCACCUACUUGAAGGAAAAGAGGGCGAACACUGCUGAGCUGGUGGUAGAUGUUGGUUGCGGGACUGGACAAGGCACCCGCUUCCUUGCAGAGCACUUCAAGAAGGUGGUGGGAACAGACAUCAGUGAAGCACAGAUUCAGGAGGCUAGGGAUGCCCCCUCCCUGCCCAACGUGUCCUACCUUGUGUGCCCUGCGGAGGAGCUGCCAUUUGAAGAUGCCUCGGUGGAUGUCCUGACGUCAUUUACGGCUGCGCACUGGUUUGAUAUCGAGAAGUUCAUGAGAGAAGCAAACCGGGUGAUGAAACCAGGUGGUUGCGUGGCCAUCAGUACCUACACCGUGGACAUGAGUCUGCGCUAUGGAAACUGCUCUGAAAAACUGACCAAAGUCUUCAGGGAGACCUGGGACCUGAUUUUAAAAUACUCUCACAAUAGACUAAAAAUCGUCUUGGAAGACUACAAAGAGGUCUUUGAGGCCUUGCCGUUUCCAGACAAGAAGAGAAUCACUGAUAUCUUUGACAAAAUUCCCAUGACGAUUGCUGGUGUGGUUGGUUACAUGGAGUCUGCCUCUCCAUAUCAAGCCUUUAUGAAGAAUGACCCCAAAGCUGCAACAUCCCUCCUUCAGGAGACUGAAAAGAAGAUGAUGGAGACAAUGGGAGUUUCUUCUCCUGAAACCCCAGUGGAGUUCUGGGUGAGGCAUGUCUGCGUGCUGGGGUGCAAAGGACAGUGAGAAGAAACCCUUCUGACCUGGUGCUAGAAGGGAAGGAAGCAGUGGGCUGUCUCCUAAUACCCCACUUGUAACCAUUCUUAUUCUUCGGGUAGUUCGAUGCUUAUUUUGCUGAUUAAAAUUUUGAUCUUCUGUGGGAAGCAGACAGUUUAUGCCUGCUCUGGGGUUCCUGUCCACCUUGGUCCUCCAGUUGGCCCAGUGCUGUGCCCUCAGCACUGCAAAGGUCCAGUUUCAUACUGGUGGUGGUUGGAUUGCACAGGGGGAUGAGAAUCACAGUAAUAGCUGAGAAACUUGCUGCAUUUCUUACACUAUAAUAAUAAAAAAAAGGCUGAG
Molecule: messenger RNA, 2289 nt
Organism: Athene cunicularia (burrowing owl)
Lineage: Eukaryota; Metazoa; Chordata; Aves; Strigiformes; Strigidae
Product: putative methyltransferase DDB_G0268948
Exons: 7
Coding region: 1144-1959 (271 amino acids)
Molecular function (GO): S-adenosylmethionine-dependent methyltransferase activity
Source: RefSeq, a predicted model, not a curated record